AUGGCGACGGAUGUGGGCGAGGGAUACACGUACAACUCGAGCACGAUUGUGCGCGUCGCCCUCGCGGCCGGCAUCAUCGUGCUGGGCGUGUGUGCGCUGCUGCUCUUCAUGAAGAUCUCAGGAUGGGUGCGCUACCGCCAACGCGUGAGCCGCGAGCGCGCGCUCCGCACCGCGCAGGACGGCGAGCAGCGCGCGCGCGCGUUCGAGCUCGCCGCGUGGGCGGAUACGCCGGGGCAAGCGCCCGUGAGCGGCGGCGAGCCCGCGCGGCGCCGGUGGUGGCGUCGCGCAGACAAAGACGCCAAAGGCUUGCGCGGCAAGACGAACGCGUACGCCGUGUACGAGUGGGAAGGGGUGCCGCAGUAG
Cutaneotrichosporon oleaginosum is the source of this 363-nucleotide messenger RNA. RefSeq lists its product as uncharacterized. Lineage: Eukaryota; Fungi; Basidiomycota; Tremellomycetes; Trichosporonales; Trichosporonaceae. The record is from RefSeq and is a predicted model, not a curated record.